Athene cunicularia (burrowing owl) is the source of this 3318-nucleotide messenger RNA. RefSeq names its product plastin 1 (gene PLS1). The transcript has 17 exons. Lineage: Eukaryota; Metazoa; Chordata; Aves; Strigiformes; Strigidae. The record is from RefSeq and is a predicted model, not a curated record. Bases 648 to 2561 code for a protein of 637 amino acids. Gene Ontology annotation, biological process: actin filament network formation; actin filament bundle assembly. Gene Ontology annotation, cellular component: cytoplasm; actin filament; actin filament bundle. Gene Ontology annotation, molecular function: calcium ion binding; actin filament binding.
UGCAAAUGAAAUGAAAGAGUACAGCCUUCUCAAAGAAUCAAGCAGAAAUUUUGAGUUUUAUAAAUCAGGCAAUGUCCAGGUCAAUGUUGUAUGAGUAGGCAUAGCUUUGCCUGUAGAUAUGGGGUGGACAGAUUUCAUGCCCCUUUUACAGAACAGGCAAUAAAGCACUCCCAGCUCUGUGCUGGAGGCAGGUGAAACUUGUAGAACUCUUAGAAAAAUAACUAAUUAACUAGACCAGAACAGGUGUCACAUGCUCUGAGAUAAUCUGUUUGGGCAAAUUCAGCCCAAAGUGUUGAUGUAGCUAAACUGUAAACAGGUUAGGUUUGCAAAAUAUUUUGGGAAAGUUACUUCUGUGAACUCUGCAUGCAAUAACAUUUUUUCAAAAUUACUUUACUAGAAUUGGUCCUUCUAACAUAGGUAAAGUUUCCAUUAACGUUUUUUAUUUGGAUUGCUGAGUGCAACAAUACAAAGCAGAGGCAGUCUGAGAUCCUCUUGAAUGAUGCAUGUGAAGGAAACUAAGUGAAACUGAUACUGUUGAUGAAUUUGCAUGGCUAUUCUGUAUACUUGGCAGCCAGAGGAAGCUGGAGGCAUUUUGUUUGGAUGGAAAGGUAUAGGCAAUUGAGGACAACACUUCUUGCUGUCCAGAGAUGGAAAACAACAUAACUACUAUCUCUCGUGAAGAGCUUGAGGAACUAAGAGAAGCGUUCAGUAAAAUAGAUAUUGACAACAGUGGGUAUGUCAGUGAUUAUGAGCUUCAGGACCUGUUUAAAGAAGCAAGUCUGCCCUUGCCUGGUUACAAGGUCCGUGAGAUUGUAGAAAAAAUCAUUGCAGUGACAGAUAGCAACAAGGAUGGAAGAAUCAACUUUGAAGAAUUUGUCUCUAUAAUUCAAGAACUGAAAAGUAAAGAUGUUAGCAAAUCUUUCCGAAAAUCAAUAAACAAAAAGCAAGGUAUUACAGCAAUUGGGGGAACAUCAGCAAUAUCUAGUGAGGGGACACAACACUCUUAUUCAGAGGAAGAAAAAGUUGCUUUCGUUAAUUGGAUAAAUAAAGCUCUACAAGAUGACCCAGACUGUAAGCACCUCCUACCCAUGAAUCCAUCAGAUGCCAGUCUUUUUAAAUCCCUUGCAGAUGGCAUUCUCCUUUGCAAAAUGAUCAACUUUUCACAACCAGAUACAAUUGAUGAAAGGGCUAUUAAUAAGAAGAAACUCACUCCUUUCACUGUCUCUGAAAAUCUAAACCUGGCUCUGAACUCAGCAUCUGCUAUUGGCUGUACGGUUGUCAAUAUUGGAUCACAAGAUCUGCAAGAAGGAAAACCACACUUGGUGUUGGGACUCUUGUGGCAGAUCAUUAAAGUUGGUCUUUUUGCCGAUAUUGAGAUCUCCAGAAAUGAAGCUCUUAUUGCCUUGCUAAAUGAGGGGGAAGAACUAGACCAGUUAAUGAAGCUUUCCCCAGAAGAGCUCUUGUUACGCUGGGUGAACUACCAUCUGGCCAAUGCAGGAUGGCAGAAAAUCAGUAACUUUAGCCAAGACAUUAAGGAUUCAAGAGCAUACUACCAUCUGUUAAAUCAGAUUGCACCCAAAGGAGAUGGCCUUGAUGAACUGCCCAUUAAAAUUGACUUUUCAGGAUUUCAUGAUAAAAAUGACUUGAGGAGGGCUGAGUACAUGCUUCAACAGGCAGAUAAAUUGGGCUGCAGACAGUUUGUUACUCCAGCUGAUGUGGUUGCAGGCAACCCUAAACUCAAUCUGGCUUUUGUUGCAAAUCUCUUUAACACAUAUCCAGCCCUACACAAGCCUGACAACUCAUCUUACGAUUUCAAUUUAUUAGAAGAUUUGACCCCUCCUAAUGUAGGAGAAAGUAAGGAAGAAAGGACUUUCAGAAACUGGAUGAAUUCACUGGGUGUAAGCCCAUAUGUUAAUCAUUUAUACAGUGACCUCUCUGAUGCUUUAAUAAUCUUCCAAUUGUAUGAUAUGACUCGUGUGACGGUUGACUGGAACCAUGUCAACAAACCUCCUUAUUCAUUACUUGGCGGUAACAUGAAAAAGAUUGAGAAUUGCAAUUAUGCAGUAGAACUUGGGAAGACGAAAGCCAAAUUCUCACUGGUUGGUAUUGCUGGACAUGAUCUAAAUGAGGGUAAUCCAACUCUUACUUUGGCUUUGGUAUGGCAGCUGAUGAGAAGGUAUACUCUGAAUGUACUAUCGGACCUCGGAGAGGGGGAAAAAGUAAAUGAUGAAAUUAUUAUUCAGUGGGUGAAUCGGACACUUGCAAAUGCAAAUAAGAAAACUUCAAUUACAAGUUUCAAGGACAAAUCAAUUAGCACUAGUUUACCUGUCCUAGAUUUAAUAGAUGCCAUUGCACCAAAAGCAGUUCGUCCAGAAAUGGUCAAGAGACAAGAUCUUUCUUACCAAGACAAAUUGAAUAAUGCUAAGUAUGCUAUUUCAGUUGCUCGAAAAAUUGGUGCUCGUAUAUAUGCUCUCCCAGAUGAUCUCGUUGAAGUGAAGCCAAAAAUGGUGAUGACAGUGUUUGCAUGUUUGAUGGGAAGAGGACUGAACAAAAUAAAAUAAUGAAGACGUAAUUUAACUUCCUGCCAUGUUAAGCACGAUGAAUGCCUCACGGUUUACAGAGUUCUGAAGCUUAGUAUAAAAUUUAUAUGCACAAAUAUACUCAUUAAUUAUGUUUUAAUAAUAUGUUUAUUAGUUAAAAUUUUAUUCAGUUUCACGACAUGCUGAUUAUUUAUGGAUAAUAUUGUUUUCAGAACAUGUUCAUAACCAAAUUAACAUCACAGAUUUGUAUUCCUUUAACACCCCACCACCCCCCAAUAUUAAUCAAGCUUCAUUUGUAUUUGUUUCCAUAGCAUUGUAAGAAUCUGCAUCAUUUUACAUAUGUUAUUUCAGGACCUAUUGUGAAACACUGUUUGAUUUUUUUGUGGGUGUUACUUAUAGUUCUACAAGUCUCAGAACAUAAGUUCUCACAGAAGUUAUCAUCCUUGCCUUAUUGUUUGAGAACAACUCCUGUUGAAGCCAAUGGGAGUCUUGUCAUUGACUUCAGUGAGAGCAAGUGAAGGCCUAUGAUAAUGUCUGGAACCUAAUGAAUGUUCAUAAAGCUGAUGAAACUUUUUUGUGGGCAUAAUCUUUAAAUAUAUGCAGUAGUUAUUGAGCAGCAACUUUUACGGUCUGUGUGUUAAGAAAAAACAGCAAAUAGUAAGCAGAAAUGUAAUUGUGUCAUUAUUAGGUCUGCAUAUGCGCUAGCUUUUGCAGUUGAUUUUUUUAAAAAAUUUCGUAAAAUAUUGUAUAACAAAACAAUAAAGAGCUGACUUGUCCA